Trichobilharzia szidati is the source of this 2063-nucleotide messenger RNA. NCBI's taxonomy places the organism in Eukaryota, Metazoa, Platyhelminthes, Trematoda, Strigeidida, Schistosomatidae. The record is from the annotation of a GenBank genome assembly.
AUGAUAUCUAGUAUACACAAAGUGAAGAAUGAUUAUUCAUGUUAUUUUUUAUGUGGUUUUGCAGAAAUCCUAACUGUAAUGGAAGACAAGACAACUGAUGUUGAUAAAUUUCCCUGUGAAAAUGAAUCUGUACAUACAUGUGAUUGUAUAAACAUCUUGAAGUUAAAUCCAUCCAGUGAAAACAAUAAUGACGACGGUAGUGUACCUACUUGCCUAAAUCCAAACUGUCCAUACGCUUAUCUUAAACGAGAUGGUUUUACUUCUGAAGCAUUCAAGAUACAAGUGAAGAAUAUACUUCGUUAUGCAGGUUUCGGCCAAAUGAAAAAGAUGUUGCAAUCUUUGAAUAUUAAUUUUCACAAGCUUAAACUAAUCAAAGGAAAUGUUGCAUUUCUUUCAUUUGAAUCUGCAGCUGAUCGUGACUUUGCUAUCUCUGCUCUGAAUGGUUACAACUGGAAAGGAUCGACAUUAAUAACCAAGAUUGCUCGUGCUCAUGCUGACCCUCUGUUAAAAAGACGAGCUGAAAACGAAUCAGAUUUGGAAUCUGCAGUUAAGAAGCAACGUUUGGAUGGGUUGACAGAACCAGUUGACAUUGAGAAGGCUCAUGAAAAUCUUCGUGAUUCCAUUGCCCCAUUGUGGCGUUUAAAUUAUGAUCCUGAUCAGUUGUUAGAGAAGAGAAAUAUCAUCCUGAAACAUUUAGCAGAGGCAAGGAAACGACUACUUGUAACUAAUCGUGAUAUCAUUAAUGCAGACACUGUAAAACAUUCAGAGGAAUUUGACUCAACACGUAAACCAACUAUAUGUAAACUUGGACCAGUAAUUCCGUCUCCUGUCCAAACUGGAUAUCGAAACAAAUCUGAACUUACUAUUGGCCACGAUGUGGAUGGCACAGGUCCUGUUAUUGGUUUCCGUUAUUCUAAGUACAAAGGUGGUUCAGUUGCAGUUGGAUCGUAUACAAGUUGGAAUUUUUUGCCUAAAAAAUCUUCCAAAGUUAUAGAUGCAUUACAGAGAUUUUUAAAUGCUUGUUCUGAGGGAGAAUUGGAAAGUUUAUCGAAACUUACCGCUUUUGAUCCUAUUACACACAAGGGGAAUUGGCGUCAAGUACUUAUUCGUGAAUCAAGAUGUGGCGAUAUAUUACUUGUUUUAUAUGUUAAUGCACAUGAACUUACCGAGGAUGAUAUACAUAAUCUAUCAAAUGAAUUGAAAAAGUGGUUUCAAAUGGGCCCAGGUUCAGAUUCUGGUGUAACUAGUCUCCAUUUAUCUGUUCGUUCACAAUCGGAGGAUAAAUUGUUUAGCGAACAUAUUCAAGAGAUUUUCGGUGAACCAUAUAUCAUGGAACAAUGUUGUGGAUUGAAUUUCCGUAUAUCUUCAUCAGCCUUCUUUCAAGUGAAUACUCUUGCGGCUGAAUUAUUAUUUGACAGAAUAGCACAUCUGUGUAUGCAGCCGUUCACUAAUGGGGGGAAUACUUCAAUCGAAGUAGAAGCUGAAAAAAAGGAGUCAGAAAUCCAACCUUUAAUUCCUGAGAAAAAAGAACGCAUACUAGUUGAUGUAUGUUGUGGUACCGGAACGAUUGCUUUGUGUUUGGCAAAGCACUUUGAUCGUGUGAUCGGCGUCGAAAUGAACUCUGAAGCCAUUGAAGAUGCCAAACUGAAUGCAGAAUCGAAUGGUGUCAAAAAUGCAGAAUUCUUGGUCGGUAAAGCUGAAGAUGUGCUACAGUGUGCACUUGAGAAACUACCAUCCAAUUGUGAACUUUCAGUUGUAGUCGAUCCGCCUAGAGCUGGUCUGCAUCCUUCUGUAAUUCAGACGUUAAGAAGAUGUGAACAGAUUAAAAGAAUUGUCUAUGUAUCUUGUAAUAUCGAAUUUGCUAUUGAAAAUUUUGUACAAUUUGCUAGACCAUGUUCCAAACGCUGCAAAGGAAUACCAUUCAUUCCAACUAUGGCUGAAGCUGUUGAUCUUUUCCCACAAACACGACAUGUUGAAGUUAUAUUACUGCUUGAACGCUUGCAGUCUGUAUCUUGACAGUUUUUUACAUUAUUUAAAUAAAAAACUAAACGAGAACUUUGUAA